GGAGGGGAGGGGGAGGAGAAAGAGGCGAGAAAAAGGGACAAAAUAUACGAAUUUUUAAUUCGCGCGAGAUAAAAAAGGAAGGAGAUAGGAGGAGUAAAGGGCGAAUAGCCCUUUGGAAGCGUGGGGAAAAAUUAGGAGAAAAAUCGUCAAAGUAUAGCGAUGAGGUGGAAUAUUUGAUCGCUCGGUUUGCGAGGGAAACCGAUUGUAACUAAUCCUACUAAGAGCGACCUUGAGCAAAAUGAUCAGGGGGGUGGUGUUACUAGUCUUGCUAGUUCUCUUCGGUGCCUUCGACGUUCCUGGCAUCGAGAGGGUUCAUGUUAGAUAUCUGGCUAAUGCUGGUAACACCUGUAACGCUUGUAGAAUGCACGAGGAGAUCAGAGCUCUCAGCCUCAAAGCCAUCAAGGAACAAAUUUUGAACAAGCUGGGCUUGAAACAAGCUCCAAACAUGACGGGUAGAGCCCUGCCAAGAAUUCCACCGAUUUCCAAGUUGAUGGAUAUGUACGGGAUGCAAGCUGAUCAACCUCAACCUCUCGAGCCCGGUAUCUCGCAUCACGAGGAGAUCGACGAGUAUGCUGCCAAAACGGAGAGCGUCUUCGCCCUGGCGCAACCUCGUAAGUUUCUUCAAAGUCUUUCCUUUUUUUCAUUUCCUUUCAACCGGAAUCUUUCCCUUCUUGUCCAAUUGCGAUGCACCGCACGAGUUGAAUAUCUCCUUGGUUGGCGUCACGACGCUCUUAGACGUCGGGGUAGCAUCGAGGGUGUGGAUGUCGUUGAUUCCAGUAGGGGAGUCUCCGAUUGUGUCUAUGUCGUUGUUGGUUUGAGCGACGAUAUCGGUGUCGGUGUCGGUGUCGGUGUCGGUGUCGGCGUCGGCGUCGGCGUCGAUGUUGGUGUCGGUGUCGAUGUCGGUGUCAGUGUCAGUAUCGGUGUCGAUGUCGGUGCCUACAGGCUGCGUACGCAAGGGUAG
This is a messenger RNA of Apis florea (little honeybee), 961 nucleotides long. RefSeq names its product growth/differentiation factor 8. The record is from RefSeq and is a predicted model, not a curated record. Gene Ontology annotation, cellular component: extracellular region. Gene Ontology annotation, molecular function: cytokine activity; growth factor activity. NCBI's taxonomy places the organism in Eukaryota, Metazoa, Arthropoda, Insecta, Hymenoptera, Apidae.